Molecule: messenger RNA, 1440 nt
Organism: Colletotrichum spaethianum
Lineage: Eukaryota; Fungi; Ascomycota; Sordariomycetes; Glomerellales; Glomerellaceae
Product: FAD-linked oxidoreductase chyH
Exons: 5
Coding region: 1-1440 (479 amino acids)
Molecular function (GO): FAD binding; oxidoreductase activity
Source: RefSeq, a predicted model, not a curated record
AUGACAGAAGCUAUCCGUUCCGAGACAAUCGAGAAAGAACUCGGGCCUAAGCUAUCAGUUGAAGCUCGACUACACUUGCCUGAAUCAGCUGGCUUCGACAAGUCGAACCUGCGCUUCACAGAAUAUGAGAGACCGACGUACCUGGCGGCUGUUGAGCCGGGCUGCGACGAAGACGUGGUCCAGGUGGUGAAAUACGCGAGGGAGAAAGGCGUUCCAUUCGCGCCUCGUUCAGGACAUCAUGCCGUGACAACGACGAUGCGUCAUUUGAAGAAUGGGAUCCUCAUCGAUAUGAGGCCUUUGAACAGGCUGAGCUUCGAUGCCGAGAGCCAACAGGUAACCGUUGGAGGGGGCGUACUAACGGACGAUUUUGUAAAAUUCCUCCAAUCCGUCGGAAUGGAAGUCAGUGUUAUCGGAGUAGCGUUCGGGGCCGGACUUGGUCGUCUCCAGGGCAAAUACGGUUUCUUACAUGACAAUAUGGUAUCCUGUAAGCUGAUUCUUGCCGAUGGGCGGGUUGUCAUAGUGUCAAAGGAUUCAGAACCCGAUCUAUUCUGGGCUAUUCGAGGUGCCGGGCACAACUUUGGCAUCGCCCUGGAGGCCACAUUCCGAGUUUAUCCCCAGGCAAACAAGGGAAUACACUAUACGUGGGACCUAGAGUAUACUCUGGAUCAGUGCGAUGCUGUCUUUGACACACUCAACAGCGUGCACGAGAGUAUGCCUGCGGAGCUGGCAAUCUUUGUGCUUUGGCUCCGUCAGAGCGAAGGAGGCCGAAAGCACCAUAUACUCGUCAAUAUUGUCUGGUCAGGCAGCGAACUCGAGGCAGCUCCUUGGGUCAGCCGGUUCGAAAGCCUGAACCCUGUCCUCAACAGCGGUAAAGUAGCAAUCAGCUGGGCUGAUCUCCCAUGGACUACAUACAAGGGAAUGAACAAGAUCCUUAGCAAACCAGAGGUGUGGUCACUGGCUCCCAACAAGAUGAUGGGCGCGGCCUGCGUGGAGAAAUUCGACCUCAAAACAACUCGGGCUUUCCUGGAGAGUGUCAAGGCAAUGAACGAGGAGUGGGCCGGCAAAGGCACUUUCGGGGCCAUGUUCGAAUGUUUGCCACACCAAAAAGUUAGAGAACUGUCCGAUGAGGCGACAGCUUUCCCAUGGCGCUGGGGCUCGAACCAUUUCUUAAUGCUCAUGGCCACACCUUUGAAGACGGAACAUAGGGAGGCGUUUGAAGCUCACCUUGACCACUGGAAGAAAGAGUUUAUUGCAACAUCUGGCUACGGCAGAUUGCAGCAGUACGUGAACUAUGGAAACACUACGUCGACGAUGAGAGACCCUCCGGAGGCUUUGUAUGGCUAUGAUUCAUGGAGAUUGGAGAAGUUACGCGCCUUGAAGAGACGCUACGACCCUGAAAAUGUAUUUCGUUGGUACCAACCAUUGAUGGAGGAGAGCUAG